This is a messenger RNA of Hymenoscyphus albidus, 1077 nucleotides long. The record is from the annotation of a GenBank genome assembly. NCBI's taxonomy places the organism in Eukaryota, Fungi, Ascomycota, Leotiomycetes, Helotiales, Helotiaceae.
AUGCCACCCACAAAGGAAACUACCAGCAUAAUACCAACAUCGAACCCUGAAGCUAUAACAAGCAGGAUUCGAAAUCUCGGAAACGGCUAGUUUGAAUUUGAUCGACCAACCUCCUUCUGCUUUAGUCCGCGUGAGCUGCCCAGUUGCUUCCCAAACCAGUUUACCCAAGUUUCUAUUAUCAUAUCAAAAGACUAUUUGGCGGACUAGCAAUUUCUGCGGUAAACCAAGCAAUAAGAGUUCUUUUGGAAGAGGCGCACGGCGACUUCAAGCAACCUAAUAUUCUGAGUAUGCAGUGGCAGUUUUCCCGCCUGCUGUUCCCAGCUCUUGCAAAACUCGAACUCAUUGGGAAAGGUUGCGCCCACCGUUCACGCUGCGGUCAGCUAAGGGAGGAGAAUUACAUGAUGGGAUUUGUGCUAAUGCGUUGUCUACAGUAUGACACACCUUUCCCUCAGCAGAGGAUGCUCAUUUGAGACGUCCUAGUUGGAUCCAACACCCAUUGAACACCUGAUUCCCAUGCUUGAUGUUGAUAAGGAUCCCGAUUGGAUCUCAUAACAACCACCCUACCACCCAGAAAGCUUCCACUCUGUACAGUCGUAUCUCAAGUUUUUCGUGCCGCGUGACUUGAAUGAGCCUAGGAUUUGUGGCAAGUGGGUGACGCCUUCCGAUCCAGGAACAACUUUUACCAAUGAGACCCUGGGAUUUGUGUUGGAUCUGUCGCUACCCGUUCUCAACAACUUUUACGCAGAAGUGUCAACUGGAGGAUCGAGAAUGACUAUCACUGCUGGAUUAGAACAGCAAAGGGACUGCGAAUCAGGCAUUCAGAGGCCAGUCACCGCCGCUUCGCGCUCGUAUGCAGCACCAGCAAUGACUUCCUCUUUUGCUAACGGCAUUGAGAUCAAGAAACGCUUACCACCAGGGGGCAUGAAGUGGCGGGCGGACGCUAAACAGAUCCAGAACGGUGGGAUGAGCAUGGAGGUAACCAUUUUUGACGAUGGCAUGGAGCUAGUUGCGCUGAGCCAACAGUUGAACCCUAUCUCACCCUGUCGCGUGCAACGGCAAACAAAAACCCUGUUAUAG